This is a messenger RNA of Rhodotorula toruloides NP11, 1074 nucleotides long. Its product is annotated as intradiol ring-cleavage dioxygenase, C-terminal domain containing protein. The transcript is spliced from 7 exons. NCBI's taxonomy places the organism in Eukaryota, Fungi, Basidiomycota, Microbotryomycetes, Sporidiobolales, Sporidiobolaceae. Gene Ontology annotation, molecular function: oxidoreductase activity, acting on single donors with incorporation of molecular oxygen, incorporation of two atoms of oxygen; ferric iron binding. The record is from RefSeq and is a predicted model, not a curated record. The coding region runs from base 1 to 1074 and encodes 357 amino acids.
AUGCGGACACACGCACUCACCCUCGCAGCAGCAGCGCUCGCUUCAACCGCCCUCGCCCACAAGGAGCGGCCAACCGACCCCAGAGAGAUCAAGUACAUCCAGUCCCUCGAGGAGAAGAUGUACGCCUGCGCGCCCAAGAUCGCAAAGUACCAAGCUAUCCGCAAGCGCAACGCUCAGCAGGUCCUGAGCGGCGGCCCUGCCUCGACCAACGCCGAAGACCUCUUCCUCGACCAAGCCUCCGAGCACGACGUCGAGGACACCCUCAUCGCCCGCACCCUCCUCGCGCCCUUGACGGAGGAGCCGCGCAUCCGGAACCACUCGUGCAUUCUUGCGCCCGAGGUGACGGAGGGCCCGUACUACCACACUGAGGGACACCCUAUUCGCCAGAACAUGGCCGAGGACCAGCUCGGUCUUCCCUUCUACAUGGACGUCGGCGUCAUCGACGUCAACACCUGCGAGCCGCUCGAGAACGCCCUCGUCGACUUGUGGCACGCCAACACGACUGGCCACUACGCUGGCCACCCCGAGCAAGACCCCGAAUUGAAGUGGGAGGGACCGGCGACGAGCGGGCCUCGCAAGGGCUUGUUGAGCAAGUACCCGCGCACGAACGACCACGAGACGUUCUUGAGGGCGGCGUGGCCGACGAACAAGAAUGGGUUGGCGCAGUUCUCCUCCAUCUUCCCCGGCUACUACACCGGCCGCGCGACGCACAUCCACGUCCGCAUCCACACCGCCUGGGAGCCCCUCCCGAACGGCACCUUCACCUCGUCUCGCAUGAUCCACACGGGCCAAUUCUUCGUCCCCGACUCGCUCAACAUGCAAAUCGACAAGAUCUGGCCUUACAACACGAACCCUAUUGCGGACAAGUGGGGUCGCACGAGGAACUGGGUCGACUCGUUGGACAUUUACCACGACGCGCACGGGAACGGCUACAACCCCGAGUUUGAGGUCCUCAAGGUUGGGUCGGUCAUCCAGCAGGGAUUGAUCGGCUACAUCACCGUCGGUGUUGACACUAACGCCGAGUACGACAUCAACGCACCGUGGAAGCCCGUCCCCGACAAGCCCAAGAAGUAG